CAACUUUCAGAUGAUUGCUAUGUUCAAAUAAUUGUUCGAGAAGGUUUGCCUCUUCCUCCGAUGUCACCCCUGCGCGGAGGCGUCAGUAGACGGGCAGCAGCAGCACCCCUCCCGGCCACGAGCACCGUUCAGCGAACGCUCCAGGGAAACGAUCGCCAUAGUGAACCGCACGCGGAACGCUCUUCUGAGGACACCAGCGCCAGUUUGACCGAUAAAGGUCGGCCGAAGAAGCUGAGCGUUUUGCGUCGGAAAAAUCGGCUUGUGUUUGUGUGUGUUGGCGGAGAGUGGAAAGACGGCAUCCGGCCUCCGAGAAGCAGGCGAGGGCAGGGACUCGCGUCCAAACAACGUUUACCGUCUCUGGCCCCCCCUGCCUCAGGGGCCCAUGGAGAGGAUGAAGAGGUUUAAGAGACGUUUGUCACUCACUCUGCGUGGAAGCCAGACGAUCGAUGAAUCGCUCUCGGAGCUGGCCGAACAGAUGACCAUCGAGGAGAACAGCAGCAAGGACAGUGAGCCCAUUGUGAGGAAUGGCCGGCCGCCCUCCUCCCACAGCAUGCACUCGUUUUUGCACCAGUACACGGGCUCCUUUAAGAAGCCUCCCCUGCGCCGACCGCACAGUGUCAUCGGGGGCAGUUUGGGGUCCUUCAUGGCCAUGCCUCGAAACGGCAGCCGUCUCGACAUUGUUCAUGAGAAUCUGAAGAUGGGUUCGGAUGGAGAGAGCGAUCAGGCCUCAGGGACGUCAUCAGACGAAGUGCAAUCGCCCACCGGUGUGUGUCUCCGCUCCAGAAGUCACCGGCGCAUAUCCAUGGAGGACCUGAAUAAACGCUUGUCUUUGCCUGCUGAUAUCAGGAUUCCUGACGGUUACCUGGAAAAACUGCAGCUAAGCAGCCCUCCGUUUGACCAACCCCUCAGCCGACGGUCACGUCGAGCCUCGCUGUCAGAAAUCGGCUUUGGGAAACUGGAGACCUACAUCAAACUGGACAAGUUGGGAGAGGGGACGUAUGCCACCGUUUUCAAGGGGCGGAGCAAACUGACGGACAACCUGGUAGCUCUAAAAGAGAUCCGAUUGGAGCAUGAGGAGGGCGCUCCAUGCACAGCUAUCAGAGAGGUGUCAUUACUGAAGGAUUUAAAGCACGCCAACAUCGUCACGCUUCAUGAUAUUGUCCACACGGACAAAUCCCUCACCCUGGUCUUUGAGUAUCUGGAUAAGGAUCUGAAGCAGUACAUGGAUGAUUGUGGAAACAUCAUGAGCAUGCACAACGUUAAGAUUUUCCUGUUCCAGAUCUUGAGAGGACUGGCGUACUGCCACAGACGCAAGGUCCUGCACCGGGACCUGAAACCACAGAACCUGCUCAUCAAUGAGAGGGGUGAACUCAAACUGGCAGACUUUGGUCUGGCACGAGCCAAGUCGGUUCCCACUAAGACGUACUCUAACGAGGUGGUGACCUUAUGGUACAGACCUCCUGAUGUACUGCUGGGAUCCUCAGAGUACUCCACACAGAUUGAUAUGUGGGGUGUUGGAUGCAUAUUUUAUGAAAUGGCUGCAGGUCGGCCGCUGUUCCCAGGAUCUACUGUUGAAGAUGAGCUGCAUCUAAUCUUCAGAUUACUGGGUACACCUACAGAGGACAACUGGCCCGGCAUCUCGUCAAUCGAAGAGUUCAAAUCCUACAACUUCCCCAAAUACAAGCCUCAGCCCUUCAUCAAUCAUGCACCCAGGUUGGAUACUGAAGGAAUAGAGCUGUUAUUGUCCUUUCUAAGGUAUGAGUCCAAGAAGAGGAUCUCUGCAGAUGAAUCAAUGAAACACUCCUACUUCAAGAGUCUGGGCAUGCGUGUGCACACACUGCCAGAAAGCAUAUCCAUAUUUACACUGAAGGAAGUGCAGCUUCAGAGGGACCCCGGUUACCGGAACUCCUCGUACCCAGAGACAGGCAACAGCAAGAACAGACGGCAGAGCAUGCUGUUUUAAGCUGCGUUCCCUCACACUCUUGCCCAUCGCUCUCACACUCUAACACACACACACACACACACACACACACACACACACACUUGACGGAUCAGUUCGACAGCUCUUAGUCUCCGUGACUGUGUUUUAAAGACUAACAGACUUAGUCCCCCCUCGCUCACAGAGAGAGGGGUGUUUGUUGCAUGCGUGGUGUAGGGGAUCGGCCGAACCUGUCGAAUCCCCCCCCAGUGUCCCACCAUCCAGCAUGCAGCCUUGAGCCAGAGCGCCCAUCGGCCACUCGUCUGGACGCCCUUCCCCUGUGUGACGCUUAGGGUGUGCGAGUGUGUGAACAUGUAUAUAUUUAUUGACGGAGGGGUUGUUUUGCUGCUAAUUGACUACUGUCUCUACGUAACUUCCUCACUCUCGGGGCGCCCCUCGUGGAUACAUCAGUCCCAUGUUUUUGUUUUGUUUUAAAAGAACGAUUAUAAUUCUGUUGAAACAUAAUGUUGAUAUCGCAGCUGUCCAUUGUAUUGUUUUACAGAGGAGGAAUGAAUGCCUAUACGAGUGUUUUGACUUAGAUUUUGGUUUUCUGGCAUGGGGAUUGUGCUUUAAACCGAGCGACAGACUCAAAACAUUCAUUCCAGAACCUCAAAUUUUAACGUAUCAUUUCAAGAAAAAGUGAAUUUGUUCCUUAAAGGCCGCAUCACGUGAACCAGGGACCAUCUCGACCAGGUGGACUUGCAAAACGAGAGUGGAAAAAACUAACACUGGACCAGCAGGAACUUUGUGACCUCACGGUUUUGAACUGAGAACCGGACCAUCCCUCCUUUUGCAUUCAUUCAGAGUGAUCCUAUUGGAACUGAAGUGCUUGUAUGCCAGAUGUGUUUUUAAUUCUUUCUUUGACCUUUAGAGCUCCUGAUGGAUCAUCAAAACCAGUUUCUUCUAUUAAUAGAGCUCUUCUGUAGCUUCCGAGUGUAUGCGACGCUUGUAAAAGAGCGAGAAAGUGAGGUUGUAUGUGUGAAAAUGGAGAACUGUAACUGUACAGAGCCACUUGAAAGGCUCAAUGCAAGCGAUGGCUAUGAAGAUGAGCUAGUUUCAUUAACAGUAUUAAGAGAUUUUUUUUAAUUUUUUUUAUGUUACAUAUUGACCCUUCUGUGAAUAAUGGUAUGUUAAUGUGGCAUGUUGGAGUUCGACUGUCCCACAUUUGAACUUGAUUUUAUUCAGAAGAGAAAACGAUAUUGUGUGUAUAAAAGAAAAAUGUAAUAACAAAAAAAAAAAAAAAAAACUUUUUGACAGCAGCGUUGGACCAAUGUUUCUUUUUCCCAGCAUUUAUAAACAUGAAGAACGCAGAAGAUAUCAAACAGAUUUUAGAUAACAUUUCUUUUAAACUGACAGAUGUUAAUUAAUUGUUUUCUGGAGAUGCGUGCGUGAGUGUGUGCGUGAUUGCGUGUGUAUACGUGACGCAUGGAGUGCGUGGUGUCCUGUAAGCUCCGCCUCCGUGAAACACUGACGCUCUCAGUCCCAGCUGUCGGCUGAAUUGACCGUUUAACUCUUUGUACUACAGAUAUUUAUUUCUCUUAAUCAGUGAAGUAAACAUGGUCUGUUUCAUACAA
Molecule: messenger RNA, 3552 nt
Organism: Carassius gibelio (silver crucian carp)
Lineage: Eukaryota; Metazoa; Chordata; Actinopteri; Cypriniformes; Cyprinidae
Gene: cdk17
Product: cyclin-dependent kinase 17
Exons: 17
Coding region: 383-1963 (526 amino acids)
Biological process (GO): protein phosphorylation
Cellular component (GO): nucleus; cytoplasm
Molecular function (GO): ATP binding; protein kinase activity
Source: RefSeq, a predicted model, not a curated record